CAGAUAUUUGCACUGAGCUCGGGACCUACUGCUUCUAGGGAGAGAGAUUCAGAGAGAGGCUGAGAGAGAGAGAGAUGGUGCUGCUGGAGAAGCUGUGGGACGACGUGGUGGCCGGGCCUCAGCCGGACCGGGGCCUCGGGAAGCUGAGAAAGCUCGCCACCAAGCCUACCGUCAUCAUCAAAGAAGGGGAAGGGGAGAGCAGCAAGUACCAGCGGUCGACGUCGAUGCCGACGACCCCCGGGACGCCGGCGACGCCGACGACGCCGACGACGCCUGCGACGGCGAAGAAGGAGAACGUGUGGAGGAGCGUGUUCCACCCGGGGAGCAACCUGGCGACCAAGACCAUGGGAGGCCAGCUCUUCGACAAGCCCGUCCCCAACUCCCCCACCGUCUACGACUGGCUCUACAGCGACGACACGAGGAGCAAGCAUCGCUGAGGACGCUCUAGUGACCAACUCAACUCUCUCGUGGGAUUGUAAAUAUAUCGUCGAUUUCGCUUUCAUUUCUCGUCGUUUCAAUGCUUUUGUCGCGUGGGUCUCUCCUGGCUCCUUGUUUAAGCUCUCGUUUUGGAUGUAAUAUGCCAGGAGUCGCUGUGAUUUCGUAGUUUACAGCACUCAGCUGUUGAUCUAAUGGUGAAUCUGAGUUGACUAAUGAAUAAAAUUCGACUUAUCUGUCAUGGCUAUGCGCAAA
Messenger RNA from Syzygium oleosum, 690 nucleotides. Its product is annotated as auxin-repressed 12.5 kDa protein-like. The transcript is spliced from 3 exons. NCBI's taxonomy places the organism in Eukaryota, Viridiplantae, Streptophyta, Magnoliopsida, Myrtales, Myrtaceae. The record is from RefSeq and is a predicted model, not a curated record. The coding region runs from base 75 to 437 and encodes 120 amino acids.